ACCACCCCCUGGCCCACUACAACCACCCCCUGGCCCACUACCACCACCCCUGGCCCACUACAACCACCCCCUUGCCCACUACAACCACCCCCUGGCCCACUACCACCACCACUAGGCCCACUACCACCACCACCUGGACCACCACCAUCCCAGGAAGCCUGUAUCCCUCCACUGCUCCCCUCAGCAAACUCCCUCUGCAUUUCUCUCUUCUGGUGGACUCUAGUGUUCCGUCCUGCGAUGAGGGUAUGUACCUGCCCAGGUUUGUGCAGCCGACACCACACAACGGAGAACAUCUCCACGCCGAGGUCAACAAAGAGCUGGAGUUCAGGGUCAAGGCCGAGGCUACACACUCAACGAUUAAUGAUGUCAUCGUCAGUGGACCUCUGAACAUCACCAAUGUCAUGACUACCCAGGGGGAGUUUGUCAUCCGGUGGACACCCAUCCGGGACAAUCUGGGGGAGUAUUUCCCCAUUUGCUUCAUCGCUGAGGGGAUUUCUGGAUCUAGUGUCUAUCAGUCUGAGAUGAGAUGUGUUGUGGUGGAGGUUGGACGCAGAAAGGUCAAAGCCAAGGUGGUGUGUGACGAGACCAAGAUGACGGUAGAAGUGGAGAAGUCCUCUGUUACUGAAAUUCACGAGGACCACCUCCGCCUCAACGAUCCCAGUAACUCUGCCUGCGACCUGCAACGCCUCUCUAACAGCACCCACAUCAUUGGAGUCAUCCCCCUCAAUGCCUGUGGCACUCAGAUAGAGGAGGACGACGACAACCUCAUCUUCAAGAACCAAAUCACCACCUUCGACAACCCCAACGACAUCAUCACCAGGCACCACCAGGUGGAGUUCCAGUUCUACUGCCAGUACGCCAAACGUGGCAACGUGUCCCUGGGCUUCACUGCACACAGGGACAGCAUCACGGUGCUGGAGAAAGGCUUCGGCACGUUCACCUACCAGUUUGAGUUCUACCAGACCAGCCAGUUCGCCAACAUGGUGGAUCCCCGUGACUACCCGUUAGACGUGGAGGUGAAGCAGAUGAUCUACAUGGACAUCGAGGCCGUGUCCACUGUGAACAACACUGAGCUCUUUGUGGAGUCCUGCAGAGCGGCGCCGUACGACAACCCCGACUACCAUCCCACCUACCCCAUCAUAGAAAACGGGUGCAUUGUGGACGAGACGGUUCAAAUCUUCUCACCGCGUCACCAGAGGCAUUUCCAGUUCGGAAUGGAAGCUUUCAAAUUCAUCGGAAUGCAUGACCAGGUGUACAUCAGCUGUUCAGUGAUCCUGUGUGAGGCUGGGAACCCCAACACCCGGUGUGCCCAGGGCUGCGUCAACUCCACCUCCCCCCAACCUGCUGGUCACCACCACCACCGCAAGAGAGAGGCCGCCAUGCAAACGGCCAAACACCACAUCUCCCAGGGUCCUUUGCGCCUGAGAAAGAGUUCAGAGAGCUCAGUGACCAACGUGAACAUGGGGUUGAUGGUUGGGUGUAUCGUAGCAGCCGUUGCCAUGCUGUGCGGAGUGAUGCUCUACAAGUCCAAAACAUCAGGCGUUAAAUACCAGCCCCUGACCACAUUUGAGACUUAGUCCCAUGGCAGCCAUCCUUUCACAUGUAGUCUGCAUUAUAGAAAGAAGGAUGGUGGGAAAUAUUGAACAUUUGAAAAGUGGUCUCUGACUUUAACGAUGAAAUGUCUCUUGAGAUCAAUACAAGAAUAUGCAUUAAUCCAUAAACGGACUUAGCGGUGACUCCGAUUAUAACAAUGUGUCUUGGCUGACCAGGUAAAAAGUUCUGAAUAGCCACUCGAGCACCAGUAGGAUUGCAGGUGUUCAUAUAAUCACAGGAAGCUGCUGAGGGGAGCACAGCUUAUAAUGUCCGGAAUGGAGAGAAUUGAGUGAAUGGUAUUUGAUUCCAUUCUACUCGUUUCACUCCAGCCAUUACCAUGGUCCCGUGAUCCCCAAUUAAGGUGCCACCAACCUCCUGUGAUGUAUAUAGAUUUACUGUAUCCUGUCCUAUACGCAUUUGACCCAUAUAGUGCCCUCUAGUGUACAAAUGAAAUGUAAUUUACAAAUACAGAACAGCUAAAAACCACACAACAUCCGUAGAGGUUUGGCCCAAAUGUCUCCUACAACUUGUUUGACCAGUUUAACUCCUGCUUCUUAUUAUUGUCUGUAUUGUGAUUUGAUUAACAUCCUGCAUGAUCCAACAUGGCUGCCCUGUUACAUAUGGUCAUCAGUGGAGCAGAAGUGCUUUGAUUAACAUCCUGCAUGAUCCAACAUGGCUGCCCUGUUACAUAUGGUCAUCAGUGGAGCAGAAGUGCUUUGAUUAACAUCCUGCAUGAUCCAACAUGGCUGCCCUGUUACAUGUGGUCAUCAGUGGAGCAGAAGUGCUUUGAUUAACAUCCUGCAUGAUCCAACAUGGCUGCCCUG
Messenger RNA from Oncorhynchus tshawytscha (Chinook salmon), 2417 nucleotides. RefSeq names its product CUB and zona pellucida-like domain-containing protein 1. The coding region runs from base 246 to 1577 and encodes 443 amino acids. The transcript is spliced from 9 exons. Lineage: Eukaryota; Metazoa; Chordata; Actinopteri; Salmoniformes; Salmonidae. The record is from RefSeq and is a predicted model, not a curated record.